AUGCAGAGAUUGGGAAAUGGACUUGCAGUCCUCAAAAUGGCUUAUGGCUCCGUGGGAGCUAUCUAUGGAGAUUUGGGAACGUCCCCCUUGUAUGUGUUCUCAACCAUAUUUAGCGGCACCAGCAAUCCAAGUCACGAAGAGGUAUAUGGGGCAAUGUCGUGUAUCUUUUGGCUUUUCACAAUUGUUGUGAUAGUCAAGUAUGCUUUGAUUGUGCUGAAUAUCGGGCCAAACGACAACGAAGGUGGACAGAUUGCCAUUUAUUCCAAGAUUGCCAGAACGCUGAAGUUUGGCCCAAAGGGCGUGAAAAUUCCUGGCAGCAGAGAGUACGCCCAAGAGCUGGCUGACAAUGACGAUUUGCUUUCGCUCACGCGAACAAACACCAAUGCUUCCAAUUACUCGCAUGGAGACUCGAUGCCCAGCGAGCUCAUCAAAAGCUUCCUAUCAAAAUUCACUCUCGCAGUGUGCUUUUUGGGAUGCUCGUUGGUGUUCUCAGAUGGCCUUCUGACUCCAACGACAUCUGUGUUGUCUGCGAUCUCGGGCAUUGCGGUGGCAGUACCUUCUUUCGAGGACAAGGUGAUGCCUGUUUCGUGUGGUGUCCUGAUCAUUCUGUUUCUUUCCCAGAGAUUCGGGUCUGGAAAGCUGUCCAUGAUGUUCUCGCCAAUUGUCACUAUAUGGCUGAUUUGCUUAUUUGUCAAUGGAGUCAUCUGCGUUGCCAAGUUCCAUCCAAAAAUCAUGAAAGCACUUAAUCCAUACUAUGCAGUGCAGUUCCUAAAAGACCAAGGAAUCGACUCCUUCAGCUCCAUGAUGCUUUGUCUGACUGGCUGCGAGGCAAUGUUCGCCGAUGUCUCGCACUUCGGACCCCUGCCCAUCCAAUUGGCCCUGUGCUGUUUCGUGUACCCAUGUUUGAUAAUAUGCUACUUUGGACAGGCAGCCUAUCUGAUGGAGCACCCGACUGGCGUCUCAAAUGUGUUCUACCUUUCCAUUCCAGGUCAGAAUGGUGACGGCUACUACUGGUUCAUGUUCGUCAUGGCCACACUCGCAACCAUCAUCGCCUCUCAGGCUUUGAUACUGGGUGUCUUUAGCAUCCUGAAGCAACUCAUCACACUGGAUUGCUUCCCACGGCUGAAGGCCAUCUACACCUCGGAAAAACACUCUGGACAAAUCUUUAUCCCUGUCGCCAACUGGGUUCUGAUGGUCUGUGUGGUUCUUACAACAGUUGGAUUCAAAAACAGCAAUAACGUGACCGCAGCUUACGGACUGGGCAUCUCUAUCGACUUCAUCCUCACAACAAUCUUGAUCACUAUCUGCAUGAUAUAUGUCUAUCGGAUCAACAUAAUCAUACCAAUAGUGUUCAUGCUAGGUUUUGGCACUCUGGACGCCCUGCUGAUCAUUUCAGGUCUGCGAAAAGUGCCUAACGGUGCCUGGUUUCCGCUGGCAAUGGCUGGAAUCAGCUUCAUCUUUAUUUCCUUCUGGAGAUGGUGCAGAGGUCUCAAGGUCAACUAUGACCUCAGCUUCAAAAAGUCCGUGGACGAGUUAUUUGUGAGCUCGUCAACGGUCAAGGCCCAAAAAGAAGCAGUCGUCGUCAACUUGAACAGUGACAUUGGCAAAAAAAGAGACACUGUGGCUAACGACGAGGAGUCCGUGGCGUCUGUUCCCUCCUUUGGCACCACGGGAAACCAGGACGACCAAUAUCUGGAAAUGAAGUACUAUGGAAAUGUUGUCAAGAUCCCCAGAAACAAUCAUGUGGGAAUCAUGUACUGCACUUCUUCCACCACUCUCACCAACAGGAGCUGUCUGCCACACCUAUUUGAACAUCUGAUCCACUCCUUCAAUUCCGUGCCCAAGAUAUUCAUCCUCAUAGAGCCCCGUGUGAGCACGCUUCCGUUCAUCGAGGAAGAAGAAUCGUACCGUCUGCAAAGAAUUGCCGGUAUUCCUGGCUUCUAUAGAUGCAUUGUCCGGUCCGGAUUCAUGCACCAAACGUUGCUCACCAAGAAACUUUUGAGAAGCCUGCUACUGUCGAUUCCGGAUAUCGAAGAGCUCCAAAAUGUGUACGGCACAGACGAUGUGAUGGACGACAACAACCAUUUCACUGUUCCGAUCGUUCAUCUGUUUGAAAGGGAAUUUGUGUCGUCUAAGGAAUACGAUAGUAAGGACCUGGAGGAAGAGUCUAGGGCCAUGCGGAUUGCCAAGCUACCAUGGAGAGUCUUGAGAAGAUGGCUGAUCAACUACCUAUUUGCGCCGAUCAAUGGCAUUUCCAACAACAGCACGAUGGACUUCCUGCUUCCGCAGAAAAGCGAGGAACCUAACCAGGAGAUUUUGUACGUGGGAAACCGCAUCACUAUUUAA
This is a messenger RNA of Ogataea angusta, 2346 nucleotides long. RefSeq lists its product as uncharacterized. The transcript has a single exon. The record is from RefSeq and is a predicted model, not a curated record. Lineage: Eukaryota; Fungi; Ascomycota; Pichiomycetes; Pichiales; Pichiaceae. Gene Ontology annotation, biological process: potassium ion transmembrane transport. Gene Ontology annotation, cellular component: membrane. Gene Ontology annotation, molecular function: potassium ion transmembrane transporter activity. The coding region runs from base 1 to 2346 and encodes 781 amino acids.